Messenger RNA from Corvus hawaiiensis (hawaiian crow), 1665 nucleotides. RefSeq names its product heme-binding protein 1-like. NCBI's taxonomy places the organism in Eukaryota, Metazoa, Chordata, Aves, Passeriformes, Corvidae. Bases 174 to 845 code for a protein of 223 amino acids. The transcript is spliced from 4 exons. The record is from RefSeq and is a predicted model, not a curated record.
CCUGACCCUCUCCGCACUCCCGGCUUCUCGCCUGCUGCCCGCCCGUGGUGAGGCUGCCUCGGGUGUUGCCGCCAGCCCGGCGAGUGGGAAGAGCCUCUCCCCGGCAGGGAAGGUGCCUCGUGUCGGCGUGCGCACACCAGCCUCGCCGGGGUUCCUGCAGCGCCGCAGCCGGCAUGGCACCUCUGGAUCGGUGCAGUAUUCUGCCGCUCCUGCACCUCCUCCUGUGUAGAGUAGUGGCAAUGCUCAGCUUCCCGGGCUUUAUUUUAAAAGUGGACAAGUCGUGCUGCUUACUCUGGUCUUCUGACUUCCAGCUGCCUCCUUUACCGGCCUAUUCUCUUGCUGGGUGCGACGAAGUGGCCUACGAGGAGCGGCGGUACCCAGCUGGGAAGUGGGCCUGUGUCACCAUGGGGGAGCCCCUGUAUGAGCAGAGCAUCUCCAUGAGCUUCAUGAAGCUCAUGCGCUACAUCUGCAAGGAGAACUCUGUAGGUUGCCAUCUGGGCAUGACAAUCCCAGUGCUCAACGAAAUCCAUCUGACCAAGGAGGGGACCAAGCUGGAACGUGAGGUCCUAACUGCCUAUUAUCUCCCAGGAGAGUUCCAGCAAAACCCCCCUGUUCCCAUGGACCCCGAAAUCCACAUCACUGAGAGGGCACCGCUCCGGGUUAUAACCAGGGUUUUCUAUGGGAUGACCACUGAGGAGACAAUUCUGCGGGAGAUCAGUCACUUCUGGGAGCUCUUGGGCUCCACAGACUCGGUGCUGCAGGAAACGUACAUCGUGGCUUCUUACGAAAACCCCAGCAUCCCUCAGCGCCGCAAUGAGAUCUGGUUCAUCUGCCGGGCAGAGUGAGUCCCCUCUGUCACCGCAAGCCAGCGCGCGACUGGACCCGGUGUAGAUGGCAGUUCUGACCCAAAGGAGACGGAGCACUUCCCAACCCGCUACUCACCCACACAAUGAGAGACCAAGAGACUGCAGGGUGGGUUUCCAGCCUGCCCUGCAAGGGUCCUGCCAGGGGAAAUCCUGCCUAGUCUGCACUUCACCUGCCCCCACAGCUGAGGCUGGAGCUGGUACCACGGACAAUCUCUAGAGCAAGCUCUUGAUGGGAAGCACGUGGUGGGGGCUCAUUAAGGCAGUAACCGUGUGGGCUUGUGCAGUGUGCUGGCCUGACCUGCACUGGGCUUGCAGAGCUGUGCCAGGGAGGCUGGUGGUGGACAGCAUCACAAGGUGAUGGUGUCUAGAAGGCAAAUGACUGUGUACAAGAUGUGGGGCUCUGUGUGGCCUCUGGCCUGCUUCCUGUGAGAAUGGCUGCCUGUCCUGAACAGAGCCACUGAAAUGCUGCUACAGAGACAGUUGGGUUCAAAGGGGAAAAGGGCUUGAAUCCUGAAUGUUUCCUGCUAGGUUGGUUCUCUUUGGACUGUUGGGUGCCUCCCUGUCUGUCACUCACCAUUCCUCAGCCAGGACUGGGGCGCUGGCAGCCUUUGUCCAUCCGUUCUGGGUGCUCUUUUGCAGAGAUGCUGGAGCUGAGAGGGGCAGGUCCAGAGAGCAGCAGCGGCGACACCACUGCGUGUUGUGUUGUGCAUUGAUCAGUGAGUUUCACAUCCAUGAAUACUGUCAUGCUUUCCUGGGGGAAGCUGGCAGUGCCAGCAGUAAAUAAACCCAGCUCAAACCA